Molecule: messenger RNA, 699 nt
Organism: Prunus armeniaca (apricot)
Lineage: Eukaryota; Viridiplantae; Streptophyta; Magnoliopsida; Rosales; Rosaceae
Source: the annotation of a GenBank genome assembly
AUGUGCAUGUUGAAGUCCAGAGCAGUGGGCAGGCUCCCAAGUGAUCCAGAGUUAUUUACGAUUGAAAUUCACCAUGGGGGGUAUCUUAAAAAAGGGAAGUAUGUGGGAGGUACUGUACAAUGGGCAGACAACUGUAAUACAUAUCAAUUGUCUAUGCUAGACUUACAUGAUGUUGCUGAAUCACUAGGAUACAACCACAUAAAAGUUUAUUAUCGCUAUAGGUCCACAACAUUGGGUUAUGUGGCAAUUCGAGUAGACUUGGAUGUGUUUGAGUUUGUACGUGAGAUACCUGCAUCUAGGGUUCACAGUUUGUACAUUACAGAAAAGCCAGAACCCACCUUAUUAGAGAAUGAAGUCUCUGCAACUGUAUUUAACUUUCAAAAAUUGCUUCCACCACAAUUGAUACAUGUAGAUGUACAAGAUGAUGUGAACAUUGCUGAUGAUUCCGAUGAUGAAGGAGAAGAUGAGGAGCAUGACUACGAGCAAACAGAUGAAGAACAAGGCAAACAAAAAGGAGCAGAAGAUGACAUGUGGUUUGAUAGGCAUGUAGUGGAUGAAGCUGUUGAAGAACCACAGAGAGAACCUGGUGAUGUUCCAAGUGAUGACUACAAUUCAGAGGACCUUUUAAGUGUUUCAGAAGAGGAAGAUGAAGUUGAUGAAAAUAUAGGUGUGAAAAAGUUUCAAGUGCUAGGCCACUAA